Coccomyxa subellipsoidea C-169 is the source of this 1668-nucleotide messenger RNA. Its product is annotated as cytosolic aldolase. NCBI's taxonomy places the organism in Eukaryota, Viridiplantae, Chlorophyta, Trebouxiophyceae, Coccomyxaceae. The record is from RefSeq and is a predicted model, not a curated record. The transcript has 9 exons. Gene Ontology annotation, biological process: glycolytic process; fructose 1,6-bisphosphate metabolic process. The coding region runs from base 57 to 1154 and encodes 365 amino acids. Gene Ontology annotation, cellular component: cytosol. Gene Ontology annotation, molecular function: fructose-bisphosphate aldolase activity.
GAUCGAUCUUCAUUCUAUCAAGAGACAGUGGAGGAAGGUUUCUCGUUGCUGAGGACAUGACUAGCUCGACGUCUGGCAACGCCUAUGGUGGCAAAUAUGCUGCCGAGCUGAUCGAGACUGCAGCCCGAAUCAUCGCGCCGGGGAAGGGAAUCUUGGCUGCCGAUGAGAGUACUGGAACCAUCGGCAAGAGGCUGUCCAGCAUUGGCGUGCCCAAUGAGGAGGACCACCGCCGCACACUUCGCCAUCUUCUUUUCACGGCUCCAGGCGUCGAGGACCACAUCAGUGGCGUGAUCCUGUUUGAGGAGACUCUGUACCAGAGCGGCUCUGAUGGCACGCCAUUCGUGGAUGUUCUCAAGAGCAAGGGCAUCAUCCCAGGCAUCAAGGUGGACAAAGGAGUUGUGCCGCUGCCUGACACCGAUGGGGAGACCACAACACAGGGUCUGGACGAUCUGGGCAAGCGCUGCGCCAAGUACUACGAGCAGGGCGCGCGAUUUGCCAAGUGGCGCGCUGUGCUCAAGAUCAGCGCCACUGCACCCUCUCCCCUGGCCAUCCACGAGAAUGCCUACGGGCUGGCGCGCUACGCGAGCAUCUGCCAGGAGAACGGCCUGGUGCCCAUUGUGGAGCCGGAGAUUCUGACUGAUGGCACCCACUCCAUAGAGGUCUGCCAAGCCGCCACCGAGCGCGUCCUUGCCGCCGUCUACAAGGCGCUGAGCGACCACAAGGUGCUGCUGGAGGGAACGCUGCUGAAGCCCAACAUGGUCUCGGCAGGCAUCGACGCAAAGCCGGCGAGUACGGCGGAGAUUGCGGGCGCGACGGUGCAAGCGCUGCAGCGCACUGUGCCACCGGCAGUGGCAGGUGUUGUGUUCCUGAGCGGCGGGCAGAGCGAGGAAGACGCCUCCGUCAACCUCGACGCCAUGAACAAGCUCCCCGGUCGCAAGCCGUGGGCGCUGAGCUUCUCGUACGGCCGCGCGCUGCAGGCAUCAGCUCUGAAGGCAUGGGGCGGCAAGGCCGACAACGUUAAGGCUGCUCAGGAGGCCUUCAUGACCAGGGCCCGAGCAAAUGGUGCAGCAACAAAGGGCCAGUAUAAGGCAGAUGCAAACGGCCGCCGUCUGGGCCACACGGAGAGCCUGCACGAGAAGGACUACAAGUACUGAGUCACUGCUUCAGGAAAUCACAUCACUCCAUUAAGAGAUCCCCAUGCAGGGAUCUACAGAUCUUCCUCGCAUUCAGGGGACACAGGCUUGCAGGGGUUUUCCCACGAGCUGCAGAGUGUAUAUGACGACCUACCCAGGCAAGCUGGCAGGGAUCUUUUGUUUUUUGUCUUUUUAGAGACCCCACUUGUGAAUGAAGCACAGGGGUUCAGGGCAGUGAUGCCCUCUGCAGGCCAUCCGAAAAGCUUGCAACAAUUUUGGCAACGAAUGCAACGAAUGAAGCCUCCAGCGGAGAGAGUGUCAGAGAUAGCUUUUUACACGACAGCGCUGCCUUCCAUGCCAUGCCAUGAGUGUGCCAUAUGAUCCCUCGCAAUCUGAGGCUUCAGGCGAGUCUUGGGAUAAGUCCUAGGAGCUUGAGCAUUACACAUGCUGUGCAGCGUGCUUGGAGUGGUAGAUUUGAUCAUGUGUGUAGGCUGGAUCCUUCUCUUUUUGGUGGAAAGAUUUUGUAAGUUCAAGG